Molecule: messenger RNA, 1590 nt
Organism: Humulus lupulus (European hop)
Lineage: Eukaryota; Viridiplantae; Streptophyta; Magnoliopsida; Rosales; Cannabaceae
Exons: 4
Coding region: 1-1590 (529 amino acids)
Molecular function (GO): zinc ion binding
Source: RefSeq, a predicted model, not a curated record
AUGCUGCAUAACUUCCAGUUCAAAACAAAAAGAUCAGAACCUAGAGAGUACCUAGUUACUUGCGCAAAUGAAACAUGCAACUGGUUGGUGAGAGCAUCUAAGUACAGAAAUCAAGAUUUAUUCAAGGUACGGAAAUGCAAUCCAAAUCACACUUGCUGCGUUGAAAUUGUUUUGGAAGACCAUAGGCAAGCAAAAAGCAUCGUAGUUGGGGAAUUAAUAAAGAAUAAGUGCAAGUCAAUCAAAAGAAAUUACACUCCAAAUGACAUCAUGAAUGAUAUGAAUGAUGACUUCGGAGUAACUAUGGGAUACACAAAAGCAUGGAGAUCAAGAGAGAAAGCUUUGCGUCUAGUAAGACGGAACCCCGAUGAUUCAUAUCAAAAGUUGCCAAUAUAUCUUUACAUGUUGAAGCAAGCAAAUCCAGGAACAAUAACACACCUACUCACAGACAAGGAAGAUAGAUUCAAAUACCUAUACAUAGCUUUCUCUAACUCAAUCAAGGCAUCAACGUUAGAUUCAAACAACAACAUUUUCGUGUUGGCUUUUGGAAUAGCAGACUCUGAAAAUGAUAACUCAUGGCUUUGGUUCUUCUCCAAACUGAGAGACACCUAUGGAGAACCCGAAGGAUUGGCUAUAGUUUCUGACAGACAUAAGAGCAUAGACAAUGCAGUACAUAUGGUGUACCCAAAUGCUUUCCAUGGAGCUUGCAUGAUUCACUUACUCAAUAAUUUGAAAGGCAAAUAUGGGAGCCAUGGAGAAGAGCUACAAAUGAAUUUCAUUGCAGCAGCAAAAGCAUACACAAAGACAGAAUGUGAACACUACAUGAGAGGCCUUGAUAGAAUUGAUAGACGCAUUAGGCCUUAUUUAGAAAAAGCCAAGUAUGAAACUUGGGCAAGAUCAUACUCGCCAAAAAAAAGAUACACCAUGAUGACAUCCAACAUCGCAGAAUCACUCAACGCUGCACUAAAAGCUGCAAUAAAUCUCCUCAUUGAUAUCUUGGUUGAAUGCCUUAGAAGUUUGGUUCAAAAGUGGGUUUGGAACAACUCAAAUAAUGCAAAUGGAACAUUCACAAAAGUCUCUACAGCAACAGAGAAUGAAUUGAGACAUGACAUUGUUUCAAAAAUGAAGUAUGAGGUCUUGCCUUUCAACAUAAUAGAAUACCAAGUUCGUGAUCAAAAUGGGAUAAAUUUCACAGUAAAUAUACAUAAUAGAACAUGUACUUGCAAUAGGUUCCAAGAAGAUGAAAUACCUUGUGGCCAUGCAGUAGCUGUCAUUGCAAAGAGAAACUUGAGUGUGUAUGAUUAUUAUGCAAAAUUCUACAGAACAGAAACGUUGAAAGCAUUGUAUCGAGAAAAUGUUCAUCCUUUGCCCCAUAAAGAUGAAUGGAAUCUCCCACAACACUUGGACAUAAUAGUGCUACCUCCAAAUGCAACAAUCCCUGCAGGAAGACCAAGAAAGAAAAGAAUAAGAUCAAGAGGGGAACAUAAAGUAAUAAUCACCUGUGGGAAAUGUGCGCAACCAGGACAUAACAGGAAGACUUGCAGGAAUCCUCCAUUUGAGAAGCCAAACAAACAGAAAAAGCCAAAGACAUAG